This is a messenger RNA of Salarias fasciatus (jewelled blenny), 4513 nucleotides long. It is a transcript of the gene st6galnac5a, whose product is annotated as ST6 (alpha-N-acetyl-neuraminyl-2,3-beta-galactosyl-1,3)-N-acetylgalactosaminide alpha-2,6-sialyltransferase 5a. The transcript has 5 exons. Lineage: Eukaryota; Metazoa; Chordata; Actinopteri; Blenniiformes; Blenniidae. Bases 120 to 1115 code for a protein of 331 amino acids. Gene Ontology annotation, molecular function: alpha-N-acetylgalactosaminide alpha-2,6-sialyltransferase activity. Gene Ontology annotation, biological process: ganglioside biosynthetic process; oligosaccharide metabolic process. The record is from RefSeq and is a predicted model, not a curated record.
GCGGCCGGGCUGUGAGGAGCGGCGUGCAGCCGGACCGGACCGAGCCUAUGAGGCGGGACGGCGGGACCGCGGGACCAUGACACCGAGCGCCGAGCCGCGGCCGUGACACGCGCAGCAACAUGAAGACCCCCAUGCGUCACGGGGUGGCCGUGCUCCUCGUCCUCCUCCUGUGCGCCAGCCUCUUCCUCGUCUACAACGGCAGCUUCAACGGCGCUUCCAGGGACGCCAACGACACUCGCGCCCGGCAGCACGAGCAGCCGCGGCGGCCCACCGGAGCCUCGGUCGGGGCGGCGAAGCCUCACCCCCCGGCCCUGCAGGGCUACAGCGGCAUCAUCGACCACAAGCCUCUCAGGAUGCACUGCAGCACGUGCGCCCUGGUGACCAGCUCGGGCCACCUGAUCGGCGGCGGCCGCGGCGACGAGAUCGACCGGGCCGAGUGCGUCAUCCGCAUGAACGACGCCCCCACCGCCCGCGGCUACGGCCGCGACGUGGGCCGGCGCACCUCGCUGCGCGUCAUCGCCCACUCCAGCAUGCAGCGGGUGCUGCGCAGCCGCCACGAGCUGCUCAACGCCAGCCAGGACACCGUCUUCGUCUUCUGGGGCCCCAGCAACUUCAUGCGGCGCGACGGCAAGGGCCUGGUCUACAACAACCUGCGGCUGAUGAACCAGGUGCUGCCCAGGCUCAAGGUCUACAUCAUCUCCUGGCAGAAGAUGCUGCAGUUCGACGAGCUUUUCAAGAAGGAGACGGGGAAGGACAGGAGGAUUUCUAACUCCUGGCUGAGCACCGGCUGGUUCACCAUGACCAUCGCCCUGGAGCUGUGCGACAGGAUCAACGUCUACGGCAUGGUGGCCCCCGACUUCUGCAGGGAGCCGCAGCACCUGUCCGUCCCCUACCACUACUACGAGCCCCGCGGCCCGGACGAGUGCGCCAUGUACAUCUCCCACGAGCGCGGCCGCCGCGGCAGCCACCACCGCUUCAUCACCGAGAAGCGCGUCUUCGCCAACUGGGCACGGACGUUUGACAUCCACUUCUACCAGCCGGACUGGAGCCCGCCGCCUCUCCCGGCCAACCGGACGCUGCGGGCGGCGGCCAGCGCCGCGCCGAGCAAGACGUGACUGGCGUGGAGGACGUCCCCUCAGUCCAUCCCCGAAACUCAGAGGAUGGAAGGAACCGGUAGCGAGGGGCUUCGAAACCCCGGAACUGAAACUGACACACAAAGAAGGAAGGAGGAACCGCUGCUGCAGAUUCAGACUGACUCCUGCUGAUGCUGGUGGACGUCUGCGGCGGCGGCGGCGGCGGCGCUCUGUGUACCGGGGGGAAGAAAUACACCCCUCCUGGAGAAACCUUGUAAAUUGAGGUUAUACGAGGAGGCAGCCUCAUCACACUGCAUGCUGGGGACCCUCAUGGUGUUUGGUGUACGAGUGUGUGUGUGUGUGUGUGUGUGUGUGUGUGUGUGUGUGUGUGUGUGUGUGUGUGUGUGUGUGUGUGUGUGUGUGUGUGUGUGUGUGUGUGAGUGUGUGUCCAUGCACACGUUUACUCGAGGGAUCACAGAGAAAACAAACUUCAUACAAACUUCGCCAAGUCUCUGUUGGAUAAAGGUUCAGUGUGAUCCAGCGCCUGGAGUCUGACAGCGGCAACAUCGAGUUUCACAAGUUUCAAAAUAUCGUGGAGGCCAAGAGGGGUGUGAUGAAGUAAACUCCUGCGUCGUGCAGCAAAAGGCUGAAGCCCCUUUAAACCAGAACUAUCAAUCAGUCCUGACUCUUUAUUUGCACUGCCAUUCAUAGCGAACCCGCUCAGAUCAACCUUAUAACAGCAGCAGGCGGGAGGCCGUUCCCUCCCGCUCUGAUCCGCCUCCCGACGCAUCAUGAGGCUUUGUUGGCUCCUGUCAGCAGUUAAUAGUGCGAUUUAUACCGCUGCAAGCCGGAUCUCCAUGUAAAUGCACAGCAUGUCACACCAGACGAGGGGCAGAUUAAGACGGAGAGCGGGAAUGCAGCCGCGGCAUCCAUCCUGCCGUUUCCGUCCUCUGUUAGCCUGAAUCACCUCGCAGGAGAGUUACGGCGUCUCCCAGAAUCCCGGCUUUUUCUUUUUCUUAGACUGAUGAGUGUGUGAUCCGCCGCUCUCCCUCCCUCGGACGUAGCAGUGUGAGUAGUGAGCGGACGGAUCCAGAAGUACGACAGCGUGUUUCACGUCACACUUCCACGGCGGAGACGAGAACACAGCUGCCUCUCCGAGAUCAGGAGCAGCUGCGGCAAGCGCCGCAAGCAGGGGCCGAGAUCUCAACGCUCCGUUCCAGACGCGCACGAUUAGCGUGCAUCAGGAAAGUGGCGAGCACGGGGAUAUUUUUGGCUUUUGUUAAAGUGGAUAAAUCAUGAUAUGGCUUGCAGGGCUUCAGAGCCCUAAUUGCAUUAUAGAUGAUUCGUCUGGUCGACUAAAUGGGGGGAAAUUGUGAAAAAUGUUCAUCUCAGAUGCCUUCAGCAUCUUCAGUAGAGCGCUCUUCAGUCUCGCAGACGCAAAUUCAGUGGUUAGUGUGGUAAAAAUAAUAACCUCAACAAACCCUGAAAUUUCUCAAUUAACAUUGUUUUGAAAAAACGAACAUGACCUUUUCUGCCCAGACUUCAAGACUUAAAUGUAAAGUUGAGACCGUUUGCUGUUCCAUGUCAUCACUUGAAAUCAGUCUUAAGUGAAGCAAGCUAAUUAUAAUCGCUCCUUCAGUCGCAAUUCUGUGGUCUUCAGUCGGAACCGGGUCGUCUAUGCAGUCAUCCUCUCUGAGCCGAGCUAACUCACUGCAGCUAAGCUUAAUCCGUGGCGUCUGCGUCUGCGAGCGGCGUGCUCUCACGUCAGUCUGCAUCGGCGGCCGGUUGGACACCGAGCCGCAGCCGCAGCACUUCAAGCAUGAGGGGAGGUUUUGCCUCGGGGGCGUUCUGCCAGAAAUCCAGCCCGCGUUUUCUCCUCCUAACCCUAAAUCUUCCUGGCAGAACGCCCCGGGCCAGACGUCUCGCGUGUUCCAGUGUUCCCGGCGUGCAGCAGCGCAGCGAAUCCAGCAACCGAAUCCGAUUCAACCGCUUCGUCACUGAAUUAUCCGUUGUUCUACACACAAAACUGGCAUCAAUGGAAUCUAAACUUUGGCUCUACAGUUACGUAAAGUAAAAAUGUUCCACAUACAAUUCAGACAGUAGUUCUGUUUGCGUUCAUCUCAGAUUGUAAAUGAGGACGAGACACGGGAGGAACGUUGACUCACCUUCACCCUCCACCGGCGGAGCUGCCGUUCCCCUCCUCCGUCCUGCUCCUGACGCGACGCUGUGUCACUCUGAAAUAAUAAUGAGAGGCAGGCAGCGCUACAAGGCCUCCUCAUGACUCCCCAGAGCGCCGCCGCCGCCGCCGCGGCAUUUCGGCUGGAAGACGGCACGGCGCCGCCUCGUCGCCCGGAGGUACGGCGCAUACAUCAAGGUAACAUCCAGCGUUCGGCAGAGCGCCGCCUCCAUUUAGAAUCGGGGAACCGUUAGCAGAUCGAUAAAAUGACUUCAUUUGCAUUUAGGAUGAAUAAUGGCUCAUUUCUAGUUUUGAACCAUCAGCUUUCUGUUCGUCUUCUCAUGCAGCGCUCCAACUAAUAAUUCCAAUUAAGAACCAACCCUUUUAAACAAGCAGCAAAUCAAUGAGUAUAUAAACAGGGUUUAUGCACAUUUAUCCAGCCGUUUUAAUUACACAAUUAAUACCUACUCGGAAAAGUUUGAUAGGAAAGCAGAAAGGAGGGCACGGCCCGGAACCACGUCGGGUUUUUCUUGCACAUCCCAGCAGUAUUUAUCUAUUUCUAACGAUAUAAUUACUGAAACGAAGCAGACUGACAGCGCUGCUGAAAACAGGGCUGGAUGGAUUAACGAGCUGCAGAUAAAUUGAUUUUUGGGCCAUUGAAGUUUUUAGUGAAAGUUAUGAGGCGAUAUUUCCCGAACCACUGAGAGGCUGCUGCAUAAAGCCAAACGAUGUCUGCAGACAGGAACCGCUUCCGCCGCAAAUUUAGCUUUAUAGGUGUAUAAAUUCUCCCGGAAACCAUAUUACAACCCAACAUUACCGUCUGCAGCAAUCAACAGGAAAAUGCUUCAGUAUUAAAGACUUCUUAACGCCGGGUGUUUUUAAAGGAAGUAGAAUAAAAUCACUUGAGGAACUCCUCAAGGCCUCCGGCAGCUCAUAAAAAUCUCAGCAAGUUGUAGGAAACGUCUUUUCAAAUUUGCAGGAACUCGAGUGUUUUCUAGAAAUUUCCAUUUUUGUUAGACGAGCGGUCGUAAAGACCUGCAAAUUACCAAUCCAUAAAAACAUGAAUAUCUGAGCUGAAAAUGACUUUUGCUAUGAAAGGAACGUGUGUAAUGCUCUAUAAUGAACAAUACCAAAAAAACAGUGAGGGUCAGAGUUGAACCCUGUCCUGAACUUCAUCAGCAGAAACACGGACUGACGGUCAGGAUGAAGUUCAGCUCCUUCGAUCUCAUCAUGAAGCUUUUCCAGUGUUGCUGUCAUUUAAACA